Messenger RNA from Poeciliopsis prolifica (blackstripe livebearer), 662 nucleotides. It is a transcript of the gene atp6v0e1, whose product is annotated as ATPase H+ transporting V0 subunit e1. Gene Ontology annotation, cellular component: proton-transporting V-type ATPase, V0 domain. The transcript is spliced from 4 exons. The record is from RefSeq and is a predicted model, not a curated record. Gene Ontology annotation, biological process: proton transmembrane transport. NCBI's taxonomy places the organism in Eukaryota, Metazoa, Chordata, Actinopteri, Cyprinodontiformes, Poeciliidae. Gene Ontology annotation, molecular function: proton-transporting ATPase activity, rotational mechanism. The coding region runs from base 122 to 367 and encodes 81 amino acids.
UCACAGUCAUGUGAUACGCGCUGCCUGCUCCCCCGUCACAGGAUAUAUCACUUGGACAGACGACCGAAGUUGAAUUAAGUUGAACUGUUUCAACUUUUCGACACCCCUGGUUUUUAAAACAAUGGCGGAUCAUCAGUUUGCCAUCGUAAUGUCUGUAAUUACUUUGUUUUGGGGUCUCGUUGGAGGAGUUGUGCCCUGGUUUAUCCCCAAAGGACCCAACAGAGGAGUUAUUAUCACAAUGUUGGUGCUUACUGCAGUCUGCUGUUACCUCUUCUGGUUGAUAGCAAUUCUGGCUCAGCUGAACCCACUCUUUGGGCCAUCCCUGUCCACUGACAUCAUCUGGUACCUGAACUUGGCCUGGGAUUAACUUGCCUUUCAAGAACUCCUUACUUUGCAGCAUCGAUGGCCUGGACGCUGAUGCUGUCGCCUUCCGGACACCAUUACUCAGCUCACCGAAAACCAAGAACUCUUGUGCCUUUAGUUUCGGAGUGACGUCGGCAUGGGUGCCUUGCUUAAAAUGAUCUUCAAAGAUUUAAGAGAUAUUACGUGAUUUUUCUGAACCUUAAAUUGAAACGGCCUUCACUUGCUGCUGUGUUUAUAUGUUGUGUACAUUGUGUGUAAUAUGAGUGACGUUUAAUUAAAUUGUUCUGAGGCUGACACAA